AUGAGUGGGCUCAGGGAUAAAAGUGUUGGAAUCUUCUGCUGUCUUGUGUUGCUUGUUGUCAGCUUCACUUCCUUAUAUUUAAGAUAUGUAGUGAGCCUCGUCCCUGCGGACAGUCUGCUGGUGGCCAGUGAGGUGACCAGUGAGGAAAAUCUGAGCAUCAAUUUAGACGACACGCUCAACUUUAGGGCCAGACAGGAGGUUGAAACGCGCACAUCUUGGCAAGCUCCUAUCAUCUGGGAGGGGAUGUUUGACCCCAAACUUUACGACCAAAAGCACAUCCAAAAAAAAUCAUCUGUGGCCCUCACUGUGUUUGCUGUGGGAAGGUACCUGGAUGCCUACCUGAAGACUUUCCUUACCUCUGCAGAACAAUAUUUCAUGUUGGGAUUACAAGUGACAUAUUACGUGUUCACGGAUCAACCAGACAAGGUACCACACCUCGACCUUGGUCCUCAGCGAAGCCUGAAGGUUAUCCAGGUGGAAAAGCACUCCAGGUGGCAGGACAUCUCUAUGAUGCGCAUGAAAACGAUAUCAGAUACCAUAGAAUCAGAGAUUCGUCACCGCUGCAAUUACGUCUUCUGCUUAGAUGUGGAUCAGGAGUUUAAGGGAAGAUUCGGCUCAGAGGCUCUGGGGGAUUCUGUAGCUCAGUUACAUGCAUGGUAUUACAAAGCUCAAAAGCAAAGCUUCACCUAUGACAGAAACCCCAAAUCCAAAGCCUUCAUGGAAAGCGGAGAUUACUACUACCAUGCUGCUCUCUUUGGAGGCCUGUGUGAACAUGUGAAGAAUUUGGCAGAUCACUGCUUUCUGGGUAUCAUGGAGGACAAACUAAAUGAUGUGGAGGCUCUGUGGCACGAUGAGAGUCAUCUAAACAAAUACUUUUGGCUUCACAAACCAACGAGGUUGCUCUCCCCCGAGUACUGCUGGGACCAGGUUAUUAGUGACAACCGGGACAUAAACGUCACCCGCCUCAUAUGGGCACCAAAACACUAUGACACACUUCGUACUAAGUAGGGCUGUCAUAAUUGGCCAAAAAAUAUGUUUGGUCACAUCAAAGUCUAUUGCCAUUAUUUUAAUUUGUCUGACGAUUUUGCCGUUCCCGAAUCUGUUUGUCUCGCCAGUGAAACACUUUCGUUGCCGUCUUUGUGUAAAUGACCCUACUUCUUCACCAGCCCUGGUACUCGGUAGAGUGGAUAGAAGAGCCACAAACUUUAAGAGGAAAGUGCAAAAGUAUUUACUCCAAGUUUUUUUUUAAUGGUUGUCUUUGUCAAGAAUGUCUGAAGGAUUAUGUUCACAA
Molecule: messenger RNA, 1291 nt
Organism: Perca flavescens (yellow perch)
Lineage: Eukaryota; Metazoa; Chordata; Actinopteri; Perciformes; Percidae
Product: N-acetyllactosaminide alpha-1,3-galactosyltransferase-like
Exons: 5
Coding region: 1-1008 (335 amino acids)
Biological process (GO): carbohydrate metabolic process
Cellular component (GO): Golgi apparatus; membrane; vesicle
Molecular function (GO): hexosyltransferase activity
Source: RefSeq, a predicted model, not a curated record